Molecule: messenger RNA, 1413 nt
Organism: Ceutorhynchus assimilis (cabbage seed weevil)
Lineage: Eukaryota; Metazoa; Arthropoda; Insecta; Coleoptera; Curculionidae
Source: the annotation of a GenBank genome assembly
AUGCACAUUGAAGAAUCAAGACCGCUCUUGCCGAAGAUUGCAAUAAACAACAACCUGUCCCUAUUUUUCGCCAUUAUUUGCGUUGUAGACGUAUUUGGAGUAUUUCCAAUUGUAACCUUACCGAAACCCAUCAUCGAUUGCGUGUUCGUUGUGUGUUCGGUGCAAAUUUACACUGCAACGUUGCUAGGAAAAUGUUGGACCUUAGCCGAAGAAAUUCGUCCCAGCAUAAAACUGAAAAACCGCUAUCCGUACUCGGCCUUGGCCGAAUUGACUUUCGGCAAAUGCACCUCCUACUACGUCACUUUUUUGGUCGAUCUUACCGUUUUCAGCGGCGGAAUACCUAAUUUAAUUGUCGCUGCACAAAAUUUACAACUUUUAGGCCUCAGAGUCAGCGACCUUAACAUCUCCUUUUGCUAUUGGAUAAUCGUUUUAGGUGCCAUCCUAUGUCCGGUUUUAUGGCUUGGCAGUCCAAAAGAUAUGAAAAUCCUUUGCACAAUAUCUGUCAUAAUAGUGUCAACAGUUUACUUACUAAUUUGCGCCUGCCUACUAUUCGCUCCAACCAAUGAAAUAGUUCCAAAACCAAAUGACACAAGCCUAUGGCGACUGAUAAUUUCAGCUUACGGCAUUGUAGCUUUUCAAUUUGACAUCCAUCCGUCAAUUUUGACAAUUCAAAUGGACAUGUGCGACAAACGUCAGCUACCGCAAGCCAUUCUAGGUGGAUUUUUAGUGUCGCUGUUUAUGUUUGGUAGUAGUACUCUUAUAGCCGCACUGAAAUAUGGCAACACCGCAAAUCCUAGUAUUCUAGAAACGUUGCCUACGUCAGUGGCUUUGCAUUUUGCCGCGACACUGGUUGCCGUUCAGUUGUGUCUAACGUCAGCUGUCAGCAACAACGCCCUCUAUCAACACAUGGAGGAUUUUUUGAAUAUUUCUAGAGAAUUCAACCAUAAGCGGUGCAUUUUGAGGACAAUUUUGACAUUUUUGGCCAUUGUUAUAGCAGAAUCGGUACCUAGAUUUGAUUUGGUAAUGUCCUUGAUUGGUGGUACUUUAAUAGGACCGCUGGUCUUUAUUCUACCGCCGUUGUUUUAUGUUAAAAUUGUUCGUAUGCAUACGAAGCACCUUGUAAAAUUGGAAAAAGAAAGCUUCACCAACGUUGUAAUGAAUAAACCAAGCAAAGAGGAUGAUUAUACGAGGGAAUACAUUGUUGAACAAUGUCAAAUGAGUCAAACGUCAUAUUACAUAUCAAGGAUCUGGAAUAGAAAACUAGAAGUGGCACUUUGCAUCCUAAUAAUUGUUGCUGGUACGCUAAUGACGUGCGUCACGACGUAUUUGAACGUCAACAGUGCCGCAUUGUCUUACCAGAACUUCAGUAGGCCGUGUAUUUAUAACGUUUCCAGGGCUCUUUUGUAUUUGUAG